AGCCCGGUCCCCAUUUCCUCGCAUCUCCAUGCAUGCCAGCUCCAACCUAACGCUGAAUCCUGCCGCCAAAGCGCCAAAACCGUCGCAAAAACCUGCAAGCUCGAACCCGGCCAGCCACUCCCGCGGUCCCGCCCCGCCCCGAUCGAGCACACAGGAGAAGUAGAAAUGGCGGGAGAAGUGCUCGUUCCGGUGGAGGGAGGCCGGGCGCGCGACUACGGCGGCGGCGUGACGUUCUCCGUCGCGGUCACCAGCCUCAUGGCCGCUUCCUGCGGCCUCAUCUUCGGCUACGACGUUGGCGUCUCAGGCGGUGUGACGCAAAUGGACUCGUUCCUGAACAAGUUCUUCCCUGAGGUGCUCCGGGGGAUGAAGAGCGCAAAGCGCGACGCCUACUGCAAAUAUGACAACCAGCUGCUCACGGCAUUCACGUCGUCGAUGUACAUCGCCGCCAUGCUGGCGUCGCUGGUGGCGAGCAGCGUGACGAGGAGGGUGGGCCGCAAGGCCGUCAUGCUGAUCGGCGGCAUCAUGUUUCUCGCCGGUUCCGUCAUCAACGCCGGGGCCGUCAACGUUGCCAUGCUCAUCGUCGGCCGGAUCCUGCUCGGCUUCGGUGUGGGGUUCACAGCGCAGGCGGCUCCGCUGUAUCUGGCCGAGAUAUCACCCACCAGAUGGCGCGGCGGCUUCACCACGGCCUACCAUUUCUUCCUCGUCGCCGGCACGCUCGCCGCCAACGUCGCCAACUACGUCACGAACCGGAUUCCCGACUGGGGCUGGCGCGUCUCCCUCGGCCUCGCCGCCGUGCCGUCCGCCGUCAUCGUCAUGGGCGCGCUCCUCGUCUCGGACACGCCCAGCAGCCUCGUGCUGCGCGGCGAGCCGUACGCAGCCCGCGCGUCGCUGCAGCGCGUCCGCGGGGCGGGCGCCGACGUGGAGGCCGAGCUCAAGGACAUCAUCUGCGCCGUGGAGGCGGCGCGCCGGGACGAGGAGGAGGGCGCGUUCAGGAGGCUGCGCGCCGAGGGGUACCGGCACUACCUGGUGAUGAUGGUGGCCAUCCCCGCGUUCUUCGACCUCACCGGUAUGGUCGUGAUCUCCGUCUUCUCGCCGGUGCUGUUCCGCACGGUCGGGUUCGACAGCCAGAGGGCCAUCUUCGGCGCCGUUAUAAUUAGCCUCGUCAGCCUGUGCGGCGUGGCGCUGUCCACCCUCGCCGUGGACCGCUGCGGCCGGAGGUUCUUGUUCCUCGCCGGCGGCACCGCCAUGUUGCUUUUCCAGGUGGCGGUGUCAUGGGUGUUGGCGGAUCACCUCGGGAAGCACCAGGCGGUGACGAUGCCCAAGAACUACGCGAUGGGCGUGGUGGUGCUGGUGUGCCUGUACACGUUCAGCUUCAGCAUGUCGUGGGGGCCGCUGAAGUGGGUGGUGCCGAGCGAGAUCUACCCCGUGGAGAUCAGGUCGGCGGGGCAGGCCAUUACCCUAUCGGUCGCGCUCACCCUCUCCUUCACGCAGACGCAAGUGUUCAUCUCCAUGCUCUGCGCCAUGAAGUACGCCAUAUUCCUCUUCUACUCCGGAUGGGUCCUGGCCAUGACGCUUUUCGUCGCGGCGUUCUUGCCGGAGACGAAAGGCGUGCCGCUGGAGACCAUGCGGUCGGUGUGGGCACGGCAUUGGUUCUGGAGGAAGUUCGUCGUCUUGGACGCUGCCAGGUAGGAGGUUCAGGAUCAACCGUAUGUAACAAGAAUCAUAUCAACGUACACUUAAGCAAGUGACAAGUCGAAUUACUGUUAUAUCAUGGUGGUCAUAUGCAAUAAUUAAUACAACGUCUCACUUGUA
Molecule: messenger RNA, 1812 nt
Organism: Zea mays
Lineage: Eukaryota; Viridiplantae; Streptophyta; Magnoliopsida; Poales; Poaceae
Product: sugar transport protein MST1
Exons: 4
Coding region: 166-1689 (507 amino acids)
Biological process (GO): monosaccharide transmembrane transport
Cellular component (GO): membrane
Molecular function (GO): monosaccharide transmembrane transporter activity
Source: RefSeq, a predicted model, not a curated record